AUGGAAACCUAUAAAAAAUAUCUCUUUGAUGAAAAGUUUUAGGAACCAUAAAUCUGUAAUGCUUACUCUUUCUAGGUUUAAGAAAGUCAAGAAGAAUAGCUUGUUGAAACUAAAUUUGAUGAUGAAUAUAAAAAAGAUUUUCUUCAAAAUCAAAUUAAUAACAUCAGAGAGAAAUUAAUCAUGAUGGGAUUUCCAAGUUUAGGUGAUUUAUAUAGUAAUUCUAAUUCUGAAGUUGAUCUAACUGUCAAAGUGUAAUAUAAUAUUAAUCGUAAAAUAGAUUGAUUGCAUUUAUUAAAUAAAGAAGAGAAGACAUGGACUUCAAAAAUACUUAUCAUGAAAAAAUUAAUAAAAUAGAAGCUGAAAAAUUACAAUUAACUUUAAAUUUUGAAAAAAUAUCAAAUAGUCGAAAAGUAAUUGAAUAAGAAAAUGCUACUUUAUUAGCUAAAAUUAAGAGUACUGAAAAAACACAGAAAGAAUAAAUGUAUUAAAAUUAAAUCUAUAUUAGUAAUAAAUUAAUGUUAGAGAGAGAAGAUCUGUAAAAAUAAUUAUACAAAUUAUAAAGUAGAUCAACUUAAUUUGAACAUGAAUUGAAGUAAAGAGAUUUAGAAAUUUAAAAAUUAAAAGAAUAUUUUAAAAAACAACAAACUUCAAAAUCUUAUAAAAAUUGUUUAGAAGUUACCUAAACAAUUGAAUAAGGAGGACCAAGUGUUUUUGCAGCUAAUGGAGAAUAUGAAUUUAGUCAGUUAGUUAUGAAAAAAUGGGAAGAAGUUAAUAAUAAACUUCUCAGAGAAAAUGAGUAACUCAGAGAAAAUUUAGUUAAGAUUCAUUAUGAAUUAGGAGAAAUACUUUAAAUUAGAAGAGAUGUGUUUAUUAAAAGAAGAAAAUUAGAUUUUGGAAAUGAUAAUAUUCCAUAAGAAUUGGAAAAUCCUUAAUAAAAUAUGCAUUAAUUCAAAAGUGAUUUAUACAAAGCUCCUUUAGAAACUAAUGGCAAAUAAGCUAUUUAAAUGUUACAAGAGAAUCUUUAAACAUUUAAAGAUAUAAUGAAAAAAUUUGAUUAAUAAUAUGAACUUUAAUUAAAUGAAGAUGAAAUUGAAAUUGAAGCUGAAGGUGGCAAAAUUAAAGCUUGUAAGAACUUGACAGAGUUAUUUAAAAAUUAUAACUAUAUUUUUGAAGCUUAAGAUAAAAUGAUUAACUAAAUUAUAAAUAAGAGUUAAAACUUAAAAAAAAUUGAUGAAUUAAACUUUAAUUUAAAUAGAUUCAAUAGAGUUAUAGAUGACAAAUAGAUUGAUGAUGUCAAAAAAUACUUAUAAGAUUAAAAGAAAUAUCUUGAUGAAUCAAAAAGCGAGAUGGAUAUGAUUAAAAAAUAAUUUUAAAAUUAAUUAAAAAAAAGAGAAGAGGAAAAAUAAAUCAUACAAGUAUUUCAUCAUUAUAAAACUAUUAGAUGAAAAGACAAAUGCUUGAAGAAACCAAUGAUAAAUUUAAAGAAAACAUCAGAAUUUUAGAAAAUGCUAGUAGACAAGCAUUACAAUAACUUAAUUAAGAUAAUAAUUGA
Molecule: messenger RNA, 1552 nt
Organism: Paramecium sonneborni
Lineage: Eukaryota; Ciliophora; Oligohymenophorea; Peniculida; Parameciidae
Source: the annotation of a GenBank genome assembly